AUGGCCCCCUUAGCCGAAGUGGGGGGUUUCUUAAGUGGCCUGGAGGGGAUGAGCCAGCAGGUGGGCUCCCAUUUCCUUCUGCCUCCUGCCGGGGAGAGGCCGCCCCUGCUAGGGGACCGCCUGACCCAAGCGGAGGGGGGAUCCCGAGCGGGCGUCGCGGCUGGGGCCACGGAUAUAGCCCACCUGCAGGGCAUCCUACGCCGAAGACAGCUGUAUUGCAGGACUGGCUUCCACCUGCAGAUCCUGCCCGACGGCAGCGUUCAAGGCACUAGGCAGGACCACAGCCUCUUCGGUAUUCUUGAAUUCAUCAGUGUGGCCGUGGGAUUAGUCAGUAUUCGAGGAGUGGACAGUGGCCUUUACCUUGGAAUGAAUGAGAAAGGAGAGCUUUAUGGCUCUGAAAAGCUCACUCCUGAAUGUGUCUUCAAAGAACAGUUUGAAGAGAACUGGUAUAAUACCUACUCCUCCAAUGUGUACAAACAUGGAGAUUCAGGCCGGAGGUACUUUGUGGCACUUAACAAAGAUGGCAGUCCCAGAGAUGGGGCAAGGUCCAAAAGACAUCAGAAAUUCACCCAUUUCUUGCCUAGACCAGUGGAUCCCGAAAGAGUGCCUGAGCUCUACAAGGACCUGUUAGCAAUCAGUUGA
This is a messenger RNA of Notechis scutatus (mainland tiger snake), 642 nucleotides long. RefSeq names its product fibroblast growth factor 20 (gene FGF20). Gene Ontology annotation, molecular function: growth factor activity. Lineage: Eukaryota; Metazoa; Chordata; Lepidosauria; Squamata; Elapidae. The record is from RefSeq and is a predicted model, not a curated record.